AUGUCUUACACUUCCUACUCCGAUGCGCGCAUGUCGCAUAACUUUCGCCCCACUCCUCGCAAAUCAUUAAGAUCACCGGAGCGCGAGAUCGCCUUCCGAAAAGAGCAGAUCGCAACGACCAAACGAUCUUUAAUUCUCAAGCCACAGGGCGAUGCACAGUCUGCAAUAUCGUACAAAAUCACCGACGAACAUGGUGUAACCGAGUUCACGGUGACUGGACGAAAAUACGGCGAUCGCUCGUGUCGCGAGUUGCGCGAUUCCUCGGGUCUACCAUACUUCGAGCUUCACACAUCCGGUCUGGCUUCACUUUCCUCUCGUUGGUAUAUCACCUUGCCCGGUGGCGGGGAUCAGAAAGUGGCAAAGGCUGGUCCUCAAUUUUCUUGGAAUGGAAGUGUCAUGAAAUUCACUUUCCAAAAUAUGGCUGCCAGUGACACGAAACGCGCGGAAGAUAAAGAGCUUACGCUCAAUGUGACGAAACAUGGAGCCGUACUUAACUUCUUUGAUAUCGUUGAUGUUGAUCGGAGGAUCGCGGAGGUGCGCGAGAGUGUCCAGCACAACGAAAAGUUGAAUUUGAGGAAAUCGUCGCGGGGAGGGGGUCAUCGGCCCACCCUGGAUUUGACCGUCAUGCCUGGUGUGGAUGUUUCACUGGUAGCGGCGAUUGCAGUCAUCUUGUCUGAUUGGUAUUUUGGAUCUAAUUAA
Molecule: messenger RNA, 699 nt
Organism: Penicillium atrosanguineum
Lineage: Eukaryota; Fungi; Ascomycota; Eurotiomycetes; Eurotiales; Aspergillaceae
Exons: 2
Coding region: 1-699 (232 amino acids)
Source: RefSeq, a predicted model, not a curated record